Molecule: messenger RNA, 1104 nt
Organism: Parascedosporium putredinis
Lineage: Eukaryota; Fungi; Ascomycota; Sordariomycetes; Microascales; Microascaceae
Source: the annotation of a GenBank genome assembly
AUGUCGGAAACUUGGGAGAACUACCCGCUGGCGCGAGACUCGACCGCAGUCACGACCUGUCCAGUACAGCUAACGAACAACUUCUUCCACUACCAGAUCCUCUAUAUCGCCUACAGCGCCAUCGUCAUCGAUGGCUCCAUCAACGGCGCAACCGGGAAACACCCUUCACUCAACGUCACUACCGAUCAGGCGGUACGGUCCCUCCGCGCCUGGUACCUGUGUAUGGUACUCUAUCCGUGGAUCACCUUCAUCAUUCGCGCAUCCCUCUGCGUCCUCCUCCUCCGACUCAACUCCAAGCGUAGCUACAUGUGGAUCAUCUGGAUCAACGCCGGCAUAUCCGCCGCCAUCUCCAUCGCCUUCUUCUUUGUCCUCGUUUUCCAGUGCAGCCCGCCCCAGUAUUUCUGGACUCAGCUCUACGGCGAACCGGGUUACUGCCACAAUAAGCUCAUCGUCACCUAUGGCACGACCGUGUACAGUAUAAUAUCAGCCCUUUGCGAUUGGUGCUUGGGCUUGCUUCCCAUCGCCAUCUUGUGGAGUGUCCAGAUCAACCUGCGCACAAAGGUUGCCAUUGCUGGCUUGCUGAGUCUUGGCAUGGUCGCUGGUGUUGUGCUCAUCGUUCGCACAACGUACAUCACCCGCCUUCAGCCUGGGCGACUUUUCCUCUAUGAAUCAAUUGACGUUGCCAUCUGGUCCGUCAUGGAACCCGCCCUUGGCAUAAUCGCCGCCUGCGUGGCUACCUUCCGCCCCCUGCUCAAGAGCUGGGGUUUUGGCUGGGGCUCCAAGCGCCGCGGUCACUCAACACACUACCAACUGCCCGAGCAGCGACGUGACGGCCUCACCCCGGCCACCAGCCCACGCGAGCGCAACGUCUUCUCCCACACUUUCGAGGACCUUAGCGAUAAGAGCGACGGCGACUGCGGCUCCGAGCAGGAACUCGCCAUCCGUAAAACCGUGCAGAUCCAGGUCACUACGGGACCGGAACCGGUGGCGCUGAGCCCUAUAAGAAGAGAUUUCGGAGCGUACUCGCCGGGUUUGCCCGGCAGGGCAAUCUCUUGCGAUGAGUCGUACUUUAUUGACUCUUCGGGAGGAAGUCUGGUUACUUGA